Marmota monax (woodchuck) is the source of this 2542-nucleotide messenger RNA. RefSeq names its product acyl-CoA synthetase family member 2 (gene Acsf2). Gene Ontology annotation, biological process: fatty acid metabolic process. The transcript is spliced from 17 exons. Bases 58 to 1935 code for a protein of 625 amino acids. Lineage: Eukaryota; Metazoa; Chordata; Mammalia; Rodentia; Sciuridae. The record is from RefSeq and is a predicted model, not a curated record. Gene Ontology annotation, molecular function: medium-chain fatty acid-CoA ligase activity.
UCACUUUAAAAGUUUAUUCGGGCCGGACUUGCGGUGGAGCGAGCUGUCUCUGCCGGCAUGCUGCGCCUCCGGAGGCUGUGUGCCAUGAGCCUGGCGGUGCAGGGGCCCCGGCCUGUCCUCUCUCCGGGAUGGCAGGAAGCGAAUUCGCAGCACGUCCGUCCGCUCAGCUCCCAAGAGCUGGAACGCACCGCCCCUCUGCCCGUUGGGGGCUUCAGCUACCUUCAGGGACACACCAGUUUCCCUCUUAUCAACAAGACUGUGGGGCAGUGCCUUGAUGCCACAGCACAGAGGUUCCCCGACCGAGAGGCCUUGGUUGUCCUCCAUGAAAACGUCAGGCUGAACUUCGCCCAACUCAAGGAAGAGGUGGAUAAAGCUGCUUCUGGUCUUCUGAGCAUUGGCCUCUGCAAGGGUGACCGGUUGGGCAUGUGGGGACCCAACUCCUAUGCAUGGGUGCUCAUGCAGUUGGCCACUGCCCAGGCAGGCAUCAUUCUGGUGUCUGUGAACCCAGCCUACCAGGCUAUGGAACUGGAGUAUGUCCUCAAAAAGGUGGGCUGCAAAGCCCUCGUAUUCCCCAAGCAAUUCAAGACCCAGCAAUACUACAACAUCUUGAAGCAGAUCUGUCCGGAGCUUGAAAAGGCCCAGCCAGGGGCCUUAAAGAGUGAGAGUCUCCCAGAUCUGACCACAGUCAUCUCGGUGGACGACCCUUUGCCGGGGACCCUGCUGCUGGAUGAUGUGGUGGCAGCUGGUAGCACAGAGCAGCAUCUGGCCCAGCUUCGACACACCCAGCAGUUCCUGUCCUGCCAUGACCCCAUCAACAUCCAGUUCACCUCGGGAACCACAGGCAGCCCCAAGGGGGCCACCCUCUCCCACUACAACAUUGUGAACAACUCCAACAUGAUAGGCCAGCGCCUUAAAAUGCAUGUGAAGCUGCCAGAGGAGUUGCGGGUGGUCAUGCCCUGCCCCCUGUACCACUGCCUGGGCUCCGUGGGGGGCACGAUGAUGUGUUUGAUGCACGGUGCCACUCUCCUUCUGUCCUCUCCGAGCUUCAAUGGCAAGAAGGCGCUGGAGGCCAUCACCAGAGAGAAAGGCUCCUUCAUAUAUGGCACCCCAACGAUGUUCGUGGACAUUAUGAACCAGGCCGACUUCUCCAGUUACGACUUAUCAUCCUUAUGUGGAGGUGUGAUCGCCGGGUCCCCUGCACCUCCAGAGCUGGUCCGAGCCAUCAUCCACAAAAUGAACAUGAAGGAGCUGGUGGUUGUUUAUGGAACUACAGAGAAUAGUCCUGUGACCUUCAUGAACUUCCCUGAGGACACUCUGGAGCAGAAGGCAGAGAGUGUGGGCAGAGUUAUGCCUCACACGGAGGUGCAUCUCCUCUCUCCUACCCUCCCAACUGGAGCAGUCCCAUGGGAAGCCCGGAUCGUGAACGUGAAUACAGGGGAGCUGGCCGAGCUGAACACGCCCGGGGAGCUGUGCAUCCGAGGGUACUGCGUCAUGCAGGGAUACUGGGGAGAGCCUCAGAAGACCUUUGAAGCAGUUGGGCAGGACAAGUGGUAUCGAACAGGAGACAUCGCCUCCAUAGACGAGCAGGGCUUCUGCAAGAUCGUGGGUCGCUCUAAGGACAUGAUCAUCCGGGGCGGUGAGAACAUCUACCCAGCAGAACUUGAGGAUUUCUUCCACACACACCCACAGGUGCAGGAAGUGCAGGUGGUGGGAGUGAAGGACCACAGGAUGGGGGAGGAGAUUUGUGCCUGCAUCCGGCUAAAGAGUGGGGAGACCACCACUGAGGAAGAGAUCAAAGCUUUCUGCAAAGGGAAGAUCUCCCACUUCAAGAUCCCCCGCUACAUCGUCUUUGUCAGGGACUACCCCCUCACGGUCUCAGGAAAGAUCCAGAAAUACAAACUCCGAGAGCAGAUGGAAAGACAUCUGAAACUGUGAAUCCAGGGGAGGAGGGGUCCAACCCGGCCUGCCUCCCGCCCCUCCCCCCAAGCCCCAGUCUUCUUUGUCAUUUGGCAUAAAGAGCUCUAUGUUUCCUGGUCUCUGGCUGGAGUACUCUCUCUGGAACGACAGUGGAUGGAGAAAGGAGGAGUCUCAAGAGAAACCAGCACUUUCAGACUGAUUCCUCUGAAUACUACUUUUUAAGUAGAUGAUCUGUUUAAUCUAACCCUCACCCCAUCCCUUUGAGGUUGCAAACCCAUUUUUUCUGUUUCUUCUUCUUCUUUUUGGUACUGGGGAUUGAACCCAGGGAUACUUUACAACCAUCCUCAGCCCUUUUUAUUUUGAGACAGGGUCUUCCUAAAUUACUAAGUCAGGCUUGAACUUGUAAUCCUCCUGCCUCAGCCUCCCAAAUUGCUAGGAUUAUGGUGUGCACCACCAUACCCGGCUUCCAUUUUUUCUUUUGUAAGCUUUACCUGAUCCAUCAUUUUUCACAUUGUUGCCAGAGAAGUCCAACAAUAAAUAUUCUUUUAAAAAAAAAUAAGAGCAUAUGAUAUGUCAAGAGCUUUGUAAUGUUUUGAACAACUAAUAAAAAAAGAUAAAAAAAUAA